AUGGCCUUGCCUGGCACACCUUUUCUCAAUAUAGCCCUAAUCGCCGAGCAGAGGUCGACCUAUCGCGACCAAGGUUAUUCGGACGAGGAAUGCGCAGCUCUACCACACAUCGGUGAAGCCGACAAGGUUUUGACUACCUUGCAAGAAUUGGGACAUCAUGUUACGCUGGUGCCAGGAAUACAAGCCCUUGUCAAACACCUAGCGGCUGGCACAAAUAAGCAUUGGGACCUAGCAUUUAACAUGGCACAGGGAUUCCAUGGGCUAGCCAGAGAAGCCCAGAUCCCAGCGCUGUUAGACGCUUACCAGGUUCUGUACACGUUUUCAGACGCUGCAACGAUGGCAUUGUGUCAGAACAAGGUCUCUACUAAGAUUAUCCUAGCUCAUCAUAAGAUACCAACUGCCCCAUUUACAGUGAUCUCACGGGAGGAACAGAAACUGAACCUUGAGAAUCUUACCGAUAUGCUACCACAUUAUCCACUUUUUUUAAAGCCGGUUACUGAAGGAUCGUCCAAGGGGAUUGACACAUUUAGCAAGGUCACGGAACCGGCAGACUUAGAGUCGGCGGUCAAAAAGCUAAGAUCACUAUUACCAGACCAAGAUAUCUUGGUAGAACCCUUUCUGUCAGGCCGGGAGUUUUCUGUGAGCAUUCUAGGAACUGGUGCUCAGAGUCGCGUUAUUGGCGUAACAGAAUUUCUGUGGAAAAAGCCUUCCAGCGACAGGACUGUGAGAAAUGGAAGCUGCAACAGUCUAGAGUUUGCCAGCAGAAAAAGCAAGUGUAGUGACACCGACAUGCUGGUAGAACGCAACGACCCUGGUCUUAUGGCCGAUACUCAGGUCAAGGCUGCCUGUCAAGUUGCAUUGGACGCUUGGAAAACUUUUGGCUGCCGCGAUGCUGGGCGUGUCGAUAUUCGAUUCAGCUCCAAUGAGCUAGAUGCCGUUCCCAAUGUUCUAGAGCUGAAUCCUAUUUCCGGACUUCUUCCUGGCCAUUCCCCGUUGGCACGCAGUACUGAAGCAAACGGUUUUCCAUACAAGAAUCUGUUGGCUGCAAUCAUCCAAAGUGCAUUGGCCAGGAAGGCAGCUGGUAAUACUUAG
Aspergillus viridinutans is the source of this 1092-nucleotide messenger RNA. Its product is annotated as D-alanine--D-alanine ligase family protein. Bases 1 to 1092 code for a protein of 363 amino acids. Gene Ontology annotation, biological process: peptidoglycan biosynthetic process. The record is from RefSeq and is a predicted model, not a curated record. The transcript has 3 exons. Gene Ontology annotation, molecular function: ATP binding; metal ion binding; D-alanine-D-alanine ligase activity. NCBI's taxonomy places the organism in Eukaryota, Fungi, Ascomycota, Eurotiomycetes, Eurotiales, Aspergillaceae.